UAUGGAUUUAUCUCAAACGCUUUUACAGUAAUAGCACCGGUGAUGUCAGAAGGCGAAGUCUGCUUGAUUAUCCGGUAGCCUGUUGCCUGUGAUCAUCAACUUCGCACUUGCAUCUUGGAAGCCUUUGCUCAGCUGCACAGCAAACCCCAGUGCAAGUACAUACAGUGCAUCAGGCAGGAGCUCUGCCAGUGUAGCCGGUAUAUUCCAGCUCAGAAACAUCUCCGGAUACAAGUCCAGAAUAAAAAUGCCGUUACACAGAUGUAGUCUGUUAGCUGACAUUGUCCUCCAGUGAUGUGAAAACUGGAUCAAGAUGACUCUGCUGACAGGAGAAGGUUCUGACUACGACGCUCUCAGCUGUGCCUCAGAUACCUCCAUCAACCAACGUCCCUUCACGGAGAGCGAGGCCGUCAAGGGAACGUUUUACAAAAGAGCACAGCUGAUCUCCCCAGAGAAGGACAUCUACAGCACAGUACAUCCUGGAGACCGGAAGCAUCACGUCAUCAUAAACGUAGGCGGGAUCAAGUAUCUUCUGCCAUGGACCACCUUAGAAGACUUCCCUCUGACCCGACUUGGACAGCUCAAGUUCUGCACCAACUUUGAUGAGAUCAUGAGCCUGUGCGAUGACUACGAUGUGACCUGCAACGAGUUCUUCUUCGACCGGAACCCAGGAGCCUUCCGGACCAUCAUGACCUUCUUGAGGGUAGGAAAGCUGAGGAUGCUCCGCGAGGUGUGCGCCCUGUCAUUCCAAGAAGAGCUGCUCUACUGGGGGAUUGAGGAGGACAGUCUGGACUGGUGCUGCAAGAGGAAGUACCUCCAGAAAAUCGAGGAGUUCAACGAGAUGUACAAGAGGGAGGAGUUGACAGAGACCGAUCAACCAUGCGAGGUCCCGCCAGCGACCAGGCUCGGGCACUGCAUGGGGAAACUCCGAGACAUGGUGGAGAGGCCACAGUCUGGGCUGCCUGGAAAAAUCUUUGCCUGCCUGUCUGUGCUGUUUGUGACAAUCACUGCAGUUAACCUGUCCAUAAGCACCAUGCCAGCUCUGAGAGAAGAAGAAGAGAAUGGCGAGUGUUCACAGAUGUGCUACAACAUUUUCAUUGUGGAGAGUGUCUGCGUGGCUUGGUUUUCCUUAGAAUUCACUCUGCGCUUUAUCCAGGCACGGAGCAAAUUUGAUUUCCUGAAAACACCCCUGAACCUCAUUGACAUCUUUGCCAUCCUACCCUAUUACAUCACCUUGCUGGUCGACAUCACCUCAGCAGACGAUAAAAAGCCGGGGUCUGGCAAUAAUUACCUGGACAAGGUCGGCCUAGUGCUGCGUAUCCUCCGGGCCUUGAGAAUCUUAUACGUGAUGAGACUUGCUAGACACUCCCUGGGCCUUCAGACGCUAGGACUCACAGCGAGACGUUGUACCAGAGAGUUUGGCCUACUACUGCUCUUCCUGUGUGUGGCUAUAGCGCUUUUCUCCCCUCUGUUAUACCUCAUUGAAAAUGAAAUGUCAGGCUCUCAAGACUUCACAAGCAUACCUGCCUGUUACUGGUGGGCCGUGAUCACCAUGACAACGGUAGGUUAUGGAGAUAUGGUUCCCAGGAGCAUUCCUGGCCAGGUGGUGGCCCUAAGCAGCAUUUUGAGUGGAAUACUGCUGAUGGCCUUCCCUGUGACUUCCAUUUUCCAUACUUUUUCUAGGUCCUACAUAGAGCUGAAGCAAAAACAGCAGAGGGAUAUGCGCAGACGAACAAAUUUCCUUUUUAAGACCAAGUCCCAGCUCAGCAACAUUUCUCUGGAGAGUGACAUUCUGUUCCAGAGUGUGUCUUCUGAAAUGAGAGAUAAUGACUGAGAACAAGAACUGUACGUUUAUUUCUUUCUUUAUUUCUUUUUUUGCAUUAAAUUACAGUCAAGCCUCUAAUAUCCUAAAUAAUGUGAACCAGGCAGUGUUGAACGAUCACUGUGAGUGACUAGGGUGAAUUAUUGACAGCUUUAUUAAAUGGCCAUUUAAAAUUCUCAAAACUGAAGAAGCAACUGAUAGUUGAUCAGUGUUUUUAUUUUAAAACUUACUCAUAGCACAAAAUGAUCACUAUUGUUGUUGGGGUUUUUUUGUUUUGUUUUCAGCCAAUGAACCUGUAUGCGCUAACACCAAGCACUUAUAAUGGGUCAGCUGUAACACCUAGCACUUAUAACACUAGGUAACACAAUUUUUGUUCCUGGGUAGUAAGUGUUAUUUCCUAAUUGCUUAUGCCUCAAAAGUAUA
This is a messenger RNA of Polyodon spathula (Mississippi paddlefish), 2242 nucleotides long. Its product is annotated as potassium voltage-gated channel subfamily G member 1-like. Gene Ontology annotation, molecular function: delayed rectifier potassium channel activity. The record is from RefSeq and is a predicted model, not a curated record. Gene Ontology annotation, biological process: potassium ion transmembrane transport; protein homooligomerization; regulation of delayed rectifier potassium channel activity. NCBI's taxonomy places the organism in Eukaryota, Metazoa, Chordata, Actinopteri, Acipenseriformes, Polyodontidae. The transcript has 3 exons. Gene Ontology annotation, cellular component: membrane; voltage-gated potassium channel complex. The coding region runs from base 311 to 1831 and encodes 506 amino acids.